AUGACUAUAACUGCAGAAUUUCCUUUAAGUGGGGUUCCUGUGCCAUGCAGGUACCGAGUGAGCGAGAUAACGACUGUGAGUGACGGCGGGGGCGCCUCUGGGGCCACCUCGUCCAGGGCCCUGGACGAGGUGGUCAAUGCAGCUGACAGCAAGCAAGACGACGGCAAUAACGACGAUACUGCAAGCGAGUCCAGGUGUGUCAAGAGAGCUCGGCUGGGCGACGAUGGCGAGGACCUGGAAGACGAGACGUUGCCUCCAUCGCCUAUCGCAUCUCCGGGGUGCGACGAGAAGGGCGCCGGCAGCCUGCGUGCCAAACCCUUUGUUGCCAGUGAUCUGGCAGCACACCUCCACACCAGCAUUCCUGGUUCUUGCUACAAGAACAUGGUGUUCCGCGCCCUGGCAAAGCUCAACAGGAGGGACCUGGCAGACUUCGCAACGUUGAUCACAGAUAACUUGAAAAGAGACUUCAUUUCCUCGCUGCCCGCAGAGAUCGCCGUCAAGAUCCUGUUGAAGCUGCCUUACAGGGACAUCACCAGUUGUCUGCAAGUAUCGAGGAAAUGGAACGAGGUGGCCACCUCAAGUCCCGCCCUGUGGAAGAGUCUUUUGAUCUCUGAGAACUUCGUAUCCGCUAGCUGCUUCGAUCUUUACUCUUCCAAACUCCUCAAGAAGUAUCCAGGUGCCAUGAGCGAGGAAGAUUGUUACUACAGUGACUUCCUUAAAAACAGAAACUACCUGAACAACUGGUACAAUAAGCAUUUCACUCCAAGGAGGUAUACACUUGACGGCCAUGCCACCAGCGUCGUGACGUGCCUACAGUUUGAAGAUGACUACAUCAUCUCAGGCGCAGACGACAAGGUCAUCAGGGUCUACAGUUCUAAGGACAAGAAGCUCUUGAAGAGUCUCACGGGUCACGAAGGUGGUGUCUGGGCAUUGAAGUACGUCGACGACGGAAUCAUCGUCAGUGGCUCGACUGACCGCACCGUGCGCAUCUGGGAUAUAGAGCUGGGCUGCUGCACGCAUGUGUUCAAGGGCCACACCUCGACCGUGAGGUGCCUAGAAGUUGUCGAGUACAAAGGAAUCAAAUACAUUGUCACAGGCUCCAGAGAUAACACUCUGCACGUGUGGAAGUUACCCAAGGUAGACGUCCACGCUAGGAUAAGAAAACAAGAGAAUCAAGGUGCCCUUGACAACGAGGGCGAUCUACCGUAUUUACACAGUUCCCCAGACGAGAAUCCGUAUUUCGUUGGGGUGCUAAGAGGCCAUCUGGCGUCUGUUCGCACACUUUCUGGCCAUGGCAACAUCGUCAUCAGCGGGUCAUAUGAUUGCUCACUGAUGGUCUGGGAUAUAGCACAGAUGAAGUGUCUGUACGUACUUGCGGCCCAUUCCGACCGCGUAUACUCGACGAUAUACGACCACAAGAGAAACAGAUGCAUCUCAGCAAGUAUGGACGCCACGAUCAGAGUGUGGGACUUGAAAGAUAUAUGGAAAAACGGGACCUGUGUGAGAGUGAUGAACGCCAUGACCCCAUGCACGAAUAUCCUAGGCUCCAUGCUUAUCCUGCACGGCCACACAGCCCUUGUGGGGCUGCUGAAACUAUCUGACAGAUUCCUGGUGAGCGCAGCUGCCGAUGGAUCCCUCCGAGGCUGGAAUGCAAACAGCUACGGCAGAAAGUUCAUCUACUCCCAUGCCAACAUGAGCGCCAUCACAACGUUCGACCUCAACGACAACCUGCUGGUAAGCGGCUCAGAAUCCCAGUUCAAUAUAUAUAACCUGCGCACAGGAGGAAUCAUCCAUCCAAACCUUCUGUCGGAUGCCGACCAAAUCUGGUCGGUCAAGAUCAAAGAGAAUAUCCUCGUCGUCGCAGUGGAGCGUGACAACAGGAGUUUCAUAGAGAUAUUCGACUUCAACGAAAGAUACCACACCAACAUAUAG
Tetrapisispora phaffii CBS 4417 is the source of this 1932-nucleotide messenger RNA. RefSeq lists its product as uncharacterized. Gene Ontology annotation, cellular component: nucleus; cytoplasm. The record is from RefSeq and is a predicted model, not a curated record. Lineage: Eukaryota; Fungi; Ascomycota; Saccharomycetes; Saccharomycetales; Saccharomycetaceae. Gene Ontology annotation, molecular function: ubiquitin binding. Bases 1 to 1932 code for a protein of 643 amino acids. Gene Ontology annotation, biological process: proteasome-mediated ubiquitin-dependent protein catabolic process; ubiquitin recycling. The transcript has a single exon.